AAGGUCCGCCCAGCUACCUCGAGGUGAGUGAAACGCAGCUGUGACAUACACCUAUUCGUUUAAGCCCUCACGUCUGUGUUGCCCCGCCAUCCCUCAACAAUCCCCGCGCUUCGCGCCCCUAGUCGAGAAUCACUCACACAGCACCAGAACAAUUCCGUGACAACUACAUAACCCUCUCUAACCCCCCCCCCCCCCCUCAAAGUAACUCAUAGCUAUACAAUACCAUCCAUAGCCUCCUCCGGUUGUUUUCUUUCUUUUUCUCUUCCACCCGCGGCUCGACGCUUUCCUCUCCUCCCUCCUUGCUAUUCCGGACGGCCUACUGACGAGGAACUUACUCGAUUCAGCAUCCGAUUAUUACCGCACUAUCUCCCUUCUCACCACUACACGCACCCACAAACCACUACGCCAAGAUGCCUCAAGCAGUCUCUCUACCCGCCUGGGCCUCCCUGGAGGAGCACUACAAGACCGUUGGCAAAACUUUCGUCCUCAAGGAGGCCUUCGCCUCCGACCCUGCUCGGUUCGACAAGUUGAGCAAGACGUUCCGCAACGGCGCCUCCGGCGUCGAUAUUCUCUUUGACUUCAGCAAAAACCUCGUCACCGAAGAUACCAUCGACUUGUUAGUCAAGCUCGCCCAGGAGGCCGGCCUUGAGAAGAAGCGCGACGCGAUGUUUGCUGGCGAGAAGAUCAACUUCACCGAGCAGCGCGCGGUAUACCACGCAGCACUCCGUAAUGUCGGCGGCUGGGACAUGAAGGUCGACGGUCAGGACGUCAUGAACGCCAAGGGCGGCGUCAACGAGGUCCUGGAACACAUAAAAGAGUUCUCCGAGCAGGUGAGGAGCGGAGAGUGGAAAGGGUACACAGGGAAGAAACUUACUACCAUCAUCAAUGUUGGCAUUGGUGGUUCCGAUCUGGGACCCGUCAUGGUCACCGAGGCUCUCAAACACUACGGCGCUAAAGACACAACUCUUCACUUCGUCUCCAAUAUCGACGGCACUCACAUAGCCGAAGCCCUCGCUAGCUCGGACCCCGAGACGACCCUCUUCCUCAUCGCAUCCAAGACCUUCACCACCGCAGAAACCACUACGAAUGCGAACACAGCCAAGUCGUGGUUCCUAGAGAAGACCGGCGGCAAGGGAGACAUUGCCAAGCACUUCGUAGCUCUCUCGACCAACGAGUCCGAAGUUACCAAAUUCGGCAUCGACAGCAAGAACAUGUUUGGCUUUGAGAGCUGGGUCGGCGGCCGAUACUCCGUUUGGAGCGCCAUCGGUCUCAGCGUCGCCUUGUAUAUCGGUUACGACAACUUUCGCCAAUUUCUAGCCGGCGCGCAUGCCAUGGACAAGCACUUCCGCGAGACCCCCCUCAAGGACAACAUCCCCGUCCUCGGUGGUCUCUUGAGCGUCUGGUAUAGUGACUUCUUCGCCGCACAAACGCACUUGGUUGCUCCAUUUGACCAGUAUCUGCACCGCUUCCCGGCUUAUCUGCAACAGCUUUCCAUGGAAUCAAACGGCAAGACCAUCACCUCCGAUGGCACCCCUGCGAAGUACACGACGGGUCCCAUCCUCUUUGGCGAGCCUUGCACAAACGCCCAGCAUUCCUUCUUCCAGCUCGUUCAUCAAGGCACCAAGCUGAUCCCCACCGACUUUAUCCUCGCCGCGAAGUCGCACAACCCCAUCUCUGGCAACCUCCACCAGAAGAUGCUAGCGUCCAACUAUUUCGCCCAGGCUGAGGCCCUCAUGAUCGGCAAGACAUCCGACCAGGUGAAGAGCGAGGGCACUCCCGACGAACUAGUCCCACACAAGGUAUUCUUAGGCAACCGCCCAACAACUAGCAUCCUAGUUGGCGAUGUGAUCGGGCCCGCUGAACUCGGUGCCCUCAUUGUCUACUAUGAGCACUUGACCUUCACUGAGGGAGCAGUCUGGGAUAUCAACUCAUUCGACCAGUGGGGUGUUGAGCUGGGUAAGGUUCUCGCCAAGAAAAUUCUCAAGGAGCUGGAUGAGCCUGGCAAUGGCCAGGGUCACGACGCUAGCACAGGCAGCCUUAUCGGCGCGUUCAAGAAGUUUGCUAGCACCUGAAGGUUAGAAUCGACUCUGACGCCUGGGAAGGAGUCGAGGCUCUGAGUCGAUAUACGUACCCGGGACUACCCGACGAGUGAUGCGCGAAGAGAAAGGAAAAGGGAGAGUAAAAGGUAUACAACGAAGGUAAUUUGAGUGUUCACCGAAUGCUAGGUAUAUAACAACGCAACACCAUCACGUUAAGCUCGGGCCGUCGCCAGGCGAUGCAAAGGACGACGUAGUUACCUAGGCCUCGGACUCUAGUUCUCCUCUGCCGUAUCUUGAAAGGAAAAUCGGAAGUCGACCAAUAAAUAUUGAAUUUCACUGAU
Durotheca rogersii is the source of this 2380-nucleotide messenger RNA. Its product is annotated as glucose-6-phosphate isomerase. The coding region runs from base 411 to 2072 and encodes 553 amino acids. Gene Ontology annotation, biological process: glucose 6-phosphate metabolic process; glycolytic process; gluconeogenesis. Gene Ontology annotation, cellular component: cytosol. Gene Ontology annotation, molecular function: glucose-6-phosphate isomerase activity; monosaccharide binding; carbohydrate derivative binding. NCBI's taxonomy places the organism in Eukaryota, Fungi, Ascomycota, Sordariomycetes, Xylariales, Xylariaceae. The transcript is spliced from 3 exons. The record is from RefSeq and is a predicted model, not a curated record.